AUGACGCUCGCUGCGACUUACGAGCGCUUUCUUGCCUCGCCGAACCCUCUCAAUCUCUCCGAAGAUGCUUCUCUGCAUUAUAUUCCAACCCUCAAGUCCUUUUCCGAGCAAGGCCCCCUGAUUCGACACCUGGAGGACCAGAAUAGAAAUGUGGUCAAGACCAAGUCGAACAAGACCAUCAGUGUCGUCGAAGGCGCCAGUUCUCUCGCCCUCGAGACCGAGACCAUACUCGAGUUCGUUUCGGGCGGUGGAGCAUACCUCCCUGGCCUUGACACCUUCAUCUUCGAUAGUGUUGCAACUCUACCCAUGACCCACAUCGUCCACUUCAACGCACAGGGCAAGAUCACUCAGAUUCGCAUUUCUUGGGAUCAGGCUACACUCCUCAAGCAAACCGAAGUGAUUGGAACUCGUGGCAAGAAUUGGCCCGUGACCGACGGCAAACACCAGAUCCAACUCAUUUCGAGCAGCUUCUCCGCUGCGCCUGUAGUUCCCAAUUCACCGCCGCGUGGCCGUGCCACGGACAAUGGCUCCACCGAUCGUCCUUCGUCUCCAACCAAGAGAUACAUCAAGGAUCCUCAUGCCAGCUCGUACCAAGAACUCUUCAGUCCCGGACGCGACGACAACGGCCGAUCUGAGUCCCCAGGCACCUUCGUCGCCCCCCGUGCAUCUGCUCGUCCUCCUCCGCGCGAGAUGAGUGAGCUUUUCGCAGCUGGCCACGAAGAUCAUGAGAAUACUCCGAAGGGCUCACCGAAGAAGGCUAUUCCUUUCAAUGCCGUUGCCCCCAAGGGUGCAGGAAGUCAGAAAUUCGGUGACAUUCGAGUAUUCGAUGGCCAGCAUUCCAAGGAGGACAAAAUCUACCGUACCAACCCUGCUCGCUACGACCACUUUGAUAUUGGUGAUGCCGACGAGAAUGACCCCAUGCAGCACAAGAGUGGACUGAAUCGUGAGAAGCGCAGCGUUCCCAUGCGCGCAAAGACAGACAAGGGUGGAUCUCAGUGGGAUUUCAUUGAUUUUGUAACGCCAGCGAAAGUCAAUCAGAAGAUCCGCGAGCAAGACAAGGUCAACUGGAACUACGAUGAAGAGUCGAUGAAUCAGAGUCCCGGCAAAGGCGGUCAGCAGAAGAUCCGUCGCGACGACGAAACUCACUUCGAGUUGAAGGAUGAUGGAACGCCCGUCGAGCGCCACAUUGAGCCUAAGCCUCGCAAGGAUGCUCAUGCUCACUUCGAAUUCAACGAUGAGCCAACGCCGGCCCCCCGCCGUAUUAUUGCUCGCACCAACGCCGCCAUGGGCAUCUAUCGCGACGUGGUUCACGACGACGAGGAGCCUCUGGCUGCGAUCGACAACAACGUUGGUCGAGGUAGAGCCUUUGGAAACCACUGGGACAUGCGGGAUACGUCACCCGAGGGAACCAAGAAUGAGCGCCCUGCUUCGAAGCAGCAGAAGAGCCUCGAGACACACUGGGGCGUUGAUGCUGUUGACGAGCCUGAGGUCCGAGCUACACGUUCUCGUGGUGGAGGCGGAGGGAAAGGAUUUUGGGAUUUCUGA
This is a messenger RNA of Cyphellophora europaea CBS 101466, 1545 nucleotides long. RefSeq lists its product as uncharacterized. The coding region runs from base 1 to 1545 and encodes 514 amino acids. The transcript has 2 exons. The record is from RefSeq and is a predicted model, not a curated record. NCBI's taxonomy places the organism in Eukaryota, Fungi, Ascomycota, Eurotiomycetes, Chaetothyriales, Cyphellophoraceae.